Molecule: messenger RNA, 1827 nt
Organism: Eremomyces bilateralis CBS 781.70
Lineage: Eukaryota; Fungi; Ascomycota; Dothideomycetes; Eremomycetales; Eremomycetaceae
Exons: 3
Coding region: 1-1827 (608 amino acids)
Source: RefSeq, a predicted model, not a curated record
AUGGAUGAAGCCCCCCUUGCUCUCGCCGCGCUUUUGAUCGCCGUCAUAGCCUUGGUGAAUACCAUAGGCCAAGUUCUCCACCAAUACUACGCGAGCGCGGACGGGUAUCGACGGUGCAGUUCGGCGGUCAUCGGCAGCUGGGCGCGCUUCACGACGCGCCGCUUCAAAUGGCGCGAGUUCCGCUUCGAGACCAUCUUCGCGACGCCGCACAUCUUCCUGGACGCCGCGUACGACCUGCAGCGGAUCCAGACGUCGCCGACCGCGGGCCCGUUGCUUUUGUUAGAUGGCACGCCGGAAAUGGACCGGUGGGAGGGGCUGCAGACGCGGAAGACGGCGGCGAAUGCGAUGACCUUCGCCAAGGAGACGCAAGGGAAAAGUACGACGAGUGAGUUUUUUAUGAACUUUGAGGAGCAGAUGCGGCCGUCGUUGGCAAGGCGGGCGUGGAGUUCGAGGAUUCUUUCGGGGUUUUCGGCGGCGAGUGAGUCGAGAACAAGGAAUCCGAGGAGCGAGGCAUUUCUUCAGAUGCGAGGCGAUCCGGUGGGGAACGUGAUGGAGAACGAGCCGGUGAGCUGGAUUCCGCUCAUGCAGUGCUUGCAAUCGUACAGUUCGGAAUUGCGUAAUGCGGGCCUGCGGGUGUUUCAAGACACGUCGUCCGGCGGUCUACGUCAAGGCCGAGUAAUCGUUCCGGCAGUGCGGAUGACCAAGAAGAGCUGGGAUUUCGUGCCGCCCGACGUGCUGAAGCCAUAUGCCGUAUCCACGAUCAUGGAUGUCGCUAUCAUGGUUCAGCUACUUGGCAUGUGUUGGAAGACCUUCAAGCCGGAGGAGGGGACCCUGCUGGCGGAGUCGGAUGGCAGCAUGGUGACCAGCUCUCUCGUCAAACCUCUCGGGACGAUGUUGACGUUCGCGAAAAUGGACCGGCGAGCUGAGGAUGAACGGAAGCUUCAUGGCAUCGUGUUUUCGCCGGUCGAAGGGGCUACGCUUUUGGGGUUUGGUAUCAUCCCGGCCGACUUUGGCAUCGCGGAGAACGUUCGCGUCUUUAGUACUGAGCAGUGGUAUCAGGCGCUUUCAAGACUGACCAAGUCUAAGUCGGACAUCAUCCGAAGUUAUCCAGACAGUUGCAUCAAUCGAGCAAUGCUCGACUUCAUCGCCAUCAACUGUCCAGUGCUGCGACCAAACAACACCUGCAUCACGUACCUCGUCAAACCCAGCGAUCAGCUCGACUUUUCCCAACCCGGCAUCCGCGGUGCCCUCCGGGCUUUCACCAACCAACUCCUCCACCUCAACUCCACCCGCGAAUCCCCUGAGCCCUUCUACUCCGCCAUCCUCCUCCACUGCAGCGCUAUCCUCGCCCACCCUCGCUGGGGACCCCUCCGCGGCCGUCCCGCCUUCGUCAUGGACCGCUACAGCGACGACGCGAUGCUCGACCUCCUAAACAAGAUCCACGCCGCCUGGUACGACAUGGCGACCUACUGUAUCCGCACCCGCCAUCUCUGCCGCAGCGUGCUCGCCGCACACUUACACGCCGUGAUGACCGACUGCCAGGAGCAUUUCGCUAAGGUGGUGCGCGACGAGUCGCUGGAGGCGGCGGUGGAUCGCGAUGAUCGGCGCCCUGUGCGGCGAAAGGCCACGGCCGUAUAUUUCACGCAGUGUCUGCCUGCGGUGGUGCAAAUGUGUGGGGGUGGCGUGGAAAAGGAGAAGGUGGAGAUGUUUUGGGUGGCGAUGAUGUUUAAGGGGGUGUUUUGGCAUGCAAUCCAUAACUUUGAUGAUCGGGUGGUGGCGGUGCCUCCGAGGUAUUGGGAGUCGAAUUUACCAGUUUAUAUCGCAUGA